AACUCUUUCCUUGUUUGUUUGUCAUAGCUUUUUUUAAAGUUGGCUUCUUUUUUCACAUGGUUUGAAUUCAAAAAUUUUGACUCAGAACUCGAGAUAUCAUAAAGGAUCUCAUCUUGUCAAAGCAUCUAUCAUCUGCAGCACCAACAAAUUUGGAUUUUGAAUUUCUUUUAAAAGACAGAACCUACACCAAUGAAAUUUUGGAAGAAUCUUCAACUAUUUAUUUAUCUAUUUUGUUGAAGAAUCUCAAAAUUUCUAAGAUUGUCAUAUUAGAUAAUGAUGCAAUGAAGCAGAAGUAUUGAAGUAUUGGGUGUGCUACAAGUUUAUACAUUUUGAUCAAAUAGAUAUUUAUAUUUGCUUAAUUAUAUUAUUUUUAUGUAAAUUUUUUGCAAAUGACUGAGUUUUUAGCUAGCUUUAGCCACGCCUUUGGAGAACAGCAAGUUGAAAACAGGAGCAGCUUUAAAGUCUUUGACAGCACACCCUUGUAGACAUCCCUGAGAAAUACACAAUACCGAAGGAACGAAUUUUUGUAGAGUAUUUGUUACAUUAAUUAUAUUAAAGAGACUCCAAACAUCAUUUAGUGAAACAAUUGUUGUUUAUAUAUGUUUGUAUAUAAAUUUGUAUAAAGAUAAAUUGUAACAAUGUGUUGUGUUUAUAUGUAAGACUGAAAGAAGACCAGAAACAAUUUAAGGUUUAGGAGAAUGUGUUAAGGACCCUGCUUAAAAAUCCUCUGAAGCUAGAAAACGAGAUUGGAAAAUAAGAUCUUGGAGAUUCUUUCUGGAGUCGAACCAAAUUAGUGAAAUCUAGGAGCAAAAGAGAGAGAAAAAUAACAAAACAAGAAAAAAAAAAAAGGGGAUAAGCAUCAAAUUAUUUAAUUACCAUGGCAACUACAUCUGCACUGAUGCUCUUUGCUGUUGGAAUAUUUAUGGUUGGUUGGAAUGGACCCACAAAUAUAGCAGGUGCAGCUGAUUGCAACAUUACCAACGGAGACUGUGUCACGGAUGCGCCCCAGAAAAAAGAGGCCUGCUUCAAGGCGUGCAGUAGAAUUCCAGAGGGAUGCAAAAAAAAUGUCGACAGGUUUGGCAAACAGCAGAAGUACCAGUGCCAUUGCAAGGAACUGAAGGAAUGUGAUUUUGCUAACGAUGGCACGUGUGCAGGAGAGUGCUUGGAGGGCUACAGCGGACCAAACUGUCAGCAACGAUUAUACCACAAGUUCAUAGAAAAAGGAAACCCAACUCAUGGCCAUUUGUUUAGUGCUGAUAACAAAAACUGUGCUGAUCUCCCACUAAAAGUGGAUUUCUAUAAUCUCUACCGAAUCAACACAAUAAUAUUGAUCAUAGAGGAUUUGAAUAAUGAAAUUAUUGUGACAACAGGACAAGAUGACAAACUGUCCUGCGUUCUCAUAUCAGACACCACACUGAAAUGCCAAGGUGACAUCUUUACGGACUCACUCAACAUUCAAGGAACUGGAAUGUGCGUUCGGAAUAUAGAGCUCCUGGGCUGUCCUCCAGAACUCUACGGUGAGAACUGCUUACAAAAGUGUAACUGCAUUAAUGGAUCGACAUGCCACCAGCUGACAGGAGCAUGCCAGGGUGGUUGUGAAACAGGGUGGCAUGGUGAUGACUGCCAGUCUCCAAAUUAUGAGAAUGUUGCUAAAGGAAAGUUCGCCAUCAUAAGUAAAGUGGAUUCCCAUGCAGACACAGUCUUCAGUGAUGGAGUCUGUGAGGAAAAGUCUGUCGCAAGGUUUGCUAAUCUGAGUAUUGAUGGCAUCUAUGACUCAUCUGAACAACAUGCUGCCUGUGCUUCAUCAAGAUGGAUGAAGCGACCUUUCUGGUACGUGGUCUUGGAUCAAAGAUAUCCCAUCAAUCAAAUACGGAUAUACAACACUGGCACCUACAGAAGUCGAUUGAAAGGUUUUGUGGUACUGGUUGACCCCAGCGUUUGCCUUGAAAGCAAAAACAACGAACAUUUACAAGAUGUCAUCGAUAUUAAAUGUGAAAAGAUAAGAUACGCUAUCCGAGUCAUAGUUCUUCUGCCGGUUGACUGGGGACAACUAACCUUGUGUGAAGUUGAAGUUCUGCAAUGCCUACCUGGAUUCUAUGGUGUCCGUUGUAAAGAAUUCUGUGACUUGUGCUAUGAAAACAGAUGCAACCAGUUCUCAGGUGACUGCACUGAUGGUUGUGUGAGUGGUUACACCUGGAAUGAGACUAUUUCCUUGUGUGAAGAAUGUAAAAGCGGAACAUUUGGUCAGAACUGUUCUCGGCAGUGUAAUUGUAUCGACAACACAGAGUGUCACCAUAUCACUGGGGUAUGUCCAGCUGGAUGUCCUGACGGGUACGAGUUACCUGAUUGUCAGAAGGAAACUGCUCCAUUAGACAUAACUCUCAUUAUUACUCUGACUGUAUUAGGUGUGUUGUUGCUGGUUUGUGUGGUCAUCAUUUGCUGUUGGUGUUACAAGAGAGGGAAAACACGUGAAGAAAAAUCAGAAUUGACGUCCUCAAGUUAUGUAAAGACGAAUGAGCGUGAUGAACAUAAAAAGAGCAGCUUUCAGGAGGAGAAGACAACAGCAGCAGCAAACGAAACCCAAUAGAGUUCAGGGGCCCCUUUCCAAGACAAAUCUUCCUGAAGAUGCAUCAUUCAUUAAUGUGUGCAGCAAUUAAUUAAUUUGACCUUUCACAACAUUUGAGAAAGAACUUUUGCCAUUAUUUCAACACCAUUUCAACCAAAUAUUGACCCCAGUCUGCCAACACAUUGAAACAAUGUUACUUAACGGAGGAGAAUUCAUUAAAAACCCUUGAAAUUUUCAGAAA
Messenger RNA from Octopus bimaculoides (California two-spot octopus), 2807 nucleotides. RefSeq lists its product as uncharacterized. NCBI's taxonomy places the organism in Eukaryota, Metazoa, Mollusca, Cephalopoda, Octopoda, Octopodidae. The record is from RefSeq and is a predicted model, not a curated record.